CUGAUCUUCAGCGCGCAGCUGCAUUUCCCUACGCCGUCAGAACAGGCCGUUGGCGGUGGAGACGCCAGCAGCCCCUUGAACUACUCACGGCGUUCGAAUGGUAUAUAAGGCAUGAGGAAUCAUCCUUGGUGACCCCGUCGCUCUGGUGAAACUUCAUCAAGUCGCUUCAGUUUCUCCCCGCGCUCUUCUUAGCAACGAUGUCGAUGCGCACGGUUCUCGCGUUCCUCUCGGCCCUCCCGCUCCUCUCCCAGGCCAGUCCGGCUCUUCGCCGUGCCGACUCGGUCUUGAUUCACCCUGACGGGGAUACUUCUAAAUGCUUGGGCGUCAGCGGCCCCAACAAUGACGCUCCGACAGAGAUCUUGGACUGUCACAACUUGCGACUAGGGCAGUACGUCCGGUGGGAAAUCGCUGAAGGCGACAACCUCUCCGUCCAGCUCGCCGGCACGAACCUCUGCUUGGACGCUGGAACCAACCCUCACAAUAACGGUCCCGCCAAGGUUUAUCAAUGCUACCCCGGGCUGAUUCAGCAGCACUGGUACUACACUGCCGAUGAGCGCAUUGCCAUCACCGGAGGCAAUCAGUGCCUCGACCAGACCAACGGCAACGGCGCCCCGCAGACUUAUAAAUGCACGACCGGCAACACCAACCAGAUUUGGAGCGUAUCUGAUGCCGGUCCGGGCCCGACCACCACCCUCUCGUCGACCACCUCCAGCACGCCCACGACCACGACGACGUCCCCGACAUCGACGUCGACGUUCACUGCCCCGAGCAACGGAACGCAGCUCUACUUCAACGGCAACACGCAGCAGUGUCUCUCCGUCACCAAUGGCUAUGCCGCUAAAGGAACUACAGUAGCUCUCGUCUCUUGCUUCGGCGCCACCGACCCGGCCAUCGGCUUCCAGCUCUGGACGCUCACCCGCAACGCGCAGACCCAGAUCGUACUCACCCUUCCCCAACACGGGAAAACUUACUGCCUCACCUACAGCAAGCAGCAGAACGGUGGCACGGCGUACAUCUCGCCUUGCGAUUCGAACAACCCACAUCAGACAUUCUGGUACACGGAGGACAACCACGUAUCGCUCUAUAACGGCAACCAAUGCCUCGACGUUGUCUCGGGUUCCGGGCCUAGGUCGCAGAAGCCGUACGGUACCUUGCAGGAUGUGCAGACGUGGGCUUGCUCCGGCACGGACAAGCAACAGAUCUGGACGAGCUCGAUCGGUCUCUGAUUUAACCUUCUACGCUUUGGAUGUUUGCAUUCGUGCCAUGGACUGUUCGCCUCGUUCUGACUCCGGACAUGAAUCGGACAUUCGAUGUUUCAGCUACAACAAUGUUUACCGCGCCUUGUAAUGUUUUGCCAAAACCUUGCCAUCCUGUACUGUAUCCUUUCGUUCGCAACACAAAUAACCAUCGUUUUUGCCGCAGCGUUCGAUAUGUUUCUAACUUACUGAUUUCUAUU
This is a messenger RNA of Punctularia strigosozonata HHB-11173 SS5, 1456 nucleotides long. Its product is annotated as ricin B-like lectin. The transcript has 9 exons. The record is from RefSeq and is a predicted model, not a curated record. The coding region runs from base 198 to 1226 and encodes 342 amino acids. NCBI's taxonomy places the organism in Eukaryota, Fungi, Basidiomycota, Agaricomycetes, Corticiales, Punctulariaceae.